AUGGCCGGCGCCGUUGAUGGUGAGACGACGGUGAGGAACAAGAAGGUGGUGCUGAGGAGGUACGUGACGGGGCACCUCGCCGUGGACGACAUGGAGGUGGUCGGCCAGCUCGCCAAGAUCGCCGGCUGCUACGAGAAGGUCGCCCUCCUUAAGACCAAGCUCGGCUUCGACGACGCCUUCAACUACAAGACCGAGGGCUCCGGCGGCGGCGGCGGCAUCGACGUCUACUUCGACAGCGUGGGCGGCGCGACGCUGGACGCGGCGCUGCUGAACAUGCGUCUCGGCGGGCGGGUGGUGGUGUGCGGGAUGAUCUCGCAGUACAACCUGGAGGAGCCCGAGGGCGUGCGCAAUCCUGAGAUGGCCGGGUACCUGGAGGAAGGGAAGGUGGCCGUCGCGGAGGACGUGGUCGAGGGAAUUGACAGGGCGCCGGAUGCCUCUCGUGGGGAUGUUUUCUGGGAGGAACUUCGGCAAGCUUUUGGUGGAGGUUGCGAAAGAAUGACCUUAGAGCAUUCCAAACACCCCAUCUAA
Molecule: messenger RNA, 528 nt
Organism: Oryza brachyantha (malo sina)
Lineage: Eukaryota; Viridiplantae; Streptophyta; Magnoliopsida; Poales; Poaceae
Product: NADPH-dependent oxidoreductase 2-alkenal reductase-like
Exons: 2
Coding region: 1-528 (175 amino acids)
Molecular function (GO): 2-alkenal reductase [NAD(P)H] activity
Source: RefSeq, a predicted model, not a curated record